This is a messenger RNA of Leptomonas pyrrhocoris, 4963 nucleotides long. Its product is annotated as putative kinesin. Gene Ontology annotation, molecular function: ATP hydrolysis activity; microtubule binding; ATP binding. The transcript has a single exon. The coding region runs from base 623 to 4963 and encodes 1446 amino acids. Gene Ontology annotation, biological process: microtubule-based movement. The record is from RefSeq and is a predicted model, not a curated record. Gene Ontology annotation, cellular component: kinesin complex; microtubule. Lineage: Eukaryota; Euglenozoa; Kinetoplastea; Trypanosomatida; Trypanosomatidae.
AGCACUUGCUGGUACGUACUGUGACUGCUUCGUGCUCGACCUUCUCUGUUUGCUUCACGCGUGCUUGCUUUGUCGGUGUGCGUAAUAGAACUCGUGCACCGUACAACACACACACACACACACACACGCACAGACAAGACAGCGAAACCACCGAGCGAGAUCCAGCGCAUACCGACAUCAGCACAGCCAACGCCGUGCCCAAGCGUCAAUUUCUGUGCACCGCUCUCACUACCGCUUCAGACCUUCCUGGUUUUCUAUACCCACAUAGCUCUGUCCGAUACGGCACCGACUUAGAAUUCUUGCUCUUCUUCUCAAAUAGCUUUACUGGCGCUGCUUUUGUGUACCUUCCCGGCGGCUGCCAGCCGCACAUUCGCGCCUGUAGUUAUCUCUUCCUGUGGAGUCUUCCCCCCUUUUUUCCUUGUUGCUUUAUCUUAACCAUUCAGCCUCCGAGUGUGCGAACGAAUCAACUGACCGGCCUUGACAUUACGCCGCAGUUACGUUCUUUUCUCUUUUUUCGACUGUGCUUUCCGAGGCGGUGACGGUCGCACAUACGCGGUACUGUACUAUUAGCAAGCAACAUCAGUAACUGUUUUAUUUUGGAAGAAACUUAAAAAAAAAAGCGAUGAGCAGCGCUACGGUGUCGCGGCCUCGCGUGUACGUGCGCAUCCGCCCGCUCAACGAGCGAGAGCAGCGUGAUGGCAAAGGCGCCCUCGCCUGUCUCGGCGACGCCCGCCAGCCCGAUGUGCUUUUCUUAAAGAAGGCCGAAGGUGCGGAGGAGCUGCAGGUGCGCUUCGAUCGUGUCUUCAACACCGCCUCCGACCAGAAGGACGUCUUCGACACCGUCGGCCCCGAGGUGCUGCGCACCUUGUUCAGCGGCUACAACGCUUCGAUUUUCGCCUACGGUCAAACCGGUAGCGGUAAGACGCACACGAUGGAGGGGAACAAGGCGGUCCCCGGUGCGGAUGACGGCCAAGGUCUCAUCCCCCGCCUCAUUCGCGGCAUCUUCGCCGCUUUCAAAUCGAACCCGGACAUCAGCGACGCCCUAGUGGAAGUGAGUCUCGUGCAGAUCUACCAGGAAAAGAUCCAAGACUUGCUGAACCACCGCAAGCAGCUGGAGAUCCACAUGGACCGCACCAGCCAGUACGUCGCCCGCGAUGCAACGUGGACCACCGUGCGCGAUAUGGAGGAGUGCAUGAAACUGUACAGCGAGGCCUCCCGCACGCGGGCGACGUCGGCGACGGAGAUGAACUUGGUCUCGUCGCGCAGCCACAUGAUUCUCAUGUUCCGCAUGCAAUGGGAUGAGCCGACGCUGCCCGGCUCCCGCGCGCAGCUCAAUAUGAUCGAUCUCGCUGGCUCGGAGCGGCUCAACGAGUCCGGAGCGACGGGGGAGACGAUGAUGGAAGCGAUCCACAUCAACAAGUCGCUGAGCGCGCUGGGCAACGUCGUGGCGAAGCUCGUAGAGCACGCGAAGCAGCCGAACAAGCGCACGCACAUCCCGUACAAGGACAGCAAGCUGACGUAUUUGCUGCAGUCCAGCCUCGGCGGGUCAAACCUCGUGCACUUCAUGCUGGCCGUCUCCGGCAGUGCCCUGUGGCGCAGCGAGACGACGUCGACGAUUGAGUUCGGUAAACGGGCGCUGCAGCUCGUGCUGAAGCCGGUGCGUAACGCCAUCGACUACACGCGGCUGGCGGAGAUGGAGGCGAUGAUUGAGCGGAUGCGGUCGCACAUCGCGUCGCUCGAAGAGGAGCUGCAGAACAAGCGCAACUCCGAGGCCGCCGGCUUCCUGCAGCUGCGUCAGAUCGCGCAAGACGGCGACACGGCGCAGCGCAAGCGACGCUCCGACAAGCAACUGAAUCGCAAGCACCUCAAGCGACAGACGGAGCUGACCCGCAUCAUGGCGAACCUGCCGGAGACCUUCGACGACCUGACCUCGCACUGCAUUCUCUUUCCCCAGUCGAAGGAGACCUUCCGCGAGCUGGGUGGGCUGGAGAAGCUGAUUCACUUCGUGGAGAAGUCCGCCUCGAACUUUUACCGCGCCAACUCCGCGCAGACCAUCGCGAGCGUCAUCGAUGACCCGGGCCGCGAGGCCUUCGCCCGUCUGGGUGGCUUAAACGCCCUCGCUGGCCUGCUCCGUGUGCAGGAGGAGCGCUGUAAGGAGGCGGCGUGUGUGGCGCUGGAGGCGGUCUGCCGGGGCUGCGUCACCAACAAGAACAGUCUGACCAACGAGGUGUACCAGGACCUGGCGGACCUCAUCUACGGCUACUCGAACCAGCAGGUGCAGGAGGCGGCGUGUGCGGCGAUUGCCUCGAUCGUGGACGGUUACCAGAAGGCGACGCGGCGCUUCGAAAAGCUGGAUGUGGUGCCGAAGCUACUCGAGACGAUCCGCACCUGCCCGGCGGAGGUGGUGAACUUGACGAAGGCGGCCACGAACUGCGUUGGGCGACUGGCCCACGGCGAUAAGGAGAUGCAGCGGACGAUCGCCGCGCUGGGUGGGGUGGAUUUGCUGAUUGACGUCCUCUUCAGCUCCUCGGGCGACCGCGACCACCAGGUGCCAAUCCUCGCCUCGUACGCGCUGGUGAACCUGUGCUGCAGCUCCGCAGAGAACUUGAAGAUGGCACGCGAGCACCCCCGCUACGACGAGGUGAAGUACCGCUUGCUGGAGGGUCUCGCGCGCGCCUUCGGCACGAACACCGCCCGCGAGGGCUUCGGCCGUGCCACCGCGCAGGAAACCGCAGGGCCCUUCCCUUACCACGGCGUCACCAUCCAAGACGCGUGGACCUACGCCUCGUCCGGCGGCCGGCCCAUCUUCUCGUCCUUCAUGGACAACCCACAGUUCUACCUCUACGUCCACCAGGAAACGGACAUCGCUUUUAUUAUACAGGACACCCUCUACGAGGUCCGCAUGCGCAAGAAGCGCCGCAACAACUCCGUCUACAUGGGCAUUGCCAUCUUCGAGGGCGACCCGGAUCUGGCGAAGGUGGGGCUGAAGCAGCUCGACUUUCACGGUAAAAUGAUCGAGAUCGGCCGCUACACUUCCAACUGCGAGAACGUGCUGCACUGCACCCUACCGGCGUCCGACACGCCCUACAUGGUCGUCCCCUUCACAAGCCAGAAGGGCCGUCACACGAACUUCGCGCUGUCCGCCUUUGGCAACCACCCGAUAGAACUGACGACAGUGCCGGAGCAGGUCGGGUGGAUGCAUACGGUGCUGCAGGGCCGAUGGACGGAGUUCACGGGGCGUGGCGGGGAGGCCUUCGACUGGCGCUGCAACCCGCAGGUCCGUCUACGCGCCAAGGAAGCCUGUCGCGUCGUCUUUGUGCUGUCGUAUCAGUCACUGGAUGAGCAGCGCGCGAACUUGCUUCAAGAGGAAGAGGAGGAGGAGGGGCAGAACAUCCGUCCUCGACUGCACGGCCGUCUCUUCAAGAACAGCUUCGCCGCCGAAAAGCGAUACCUGAAGGCGAUUGUGCCGCUGCCGCAGGGAUCCACCUUUGUCGCGAGCAACACCUUUGCCAGCAACAGCUACAUCACCACCUCCGCGAACUUGGAGAAAGAGGAGUCCUACGUGUACAUCCCCUUCACGGAGGCGCCUUUCCAAGACACCUAUCGCGUGUCCGUCUACUGCGACUCGGACGACGUCGAGAUCCAACCGUUGGAGGGGCAGACCAACGAGUGGCUCUGCACGUCGCUGGCCGGCACCUGGCAGGGCAAGCCGAUCUCCGUCAGGCUGGAGACGGCAGGGAAGAUGGUGGCCGUCAUGUACAGCCCAGGUGCCUUUGUCCGUCCUCGUGUGCUCAACGCGGCGCACAAGAAAAUUGGCGGGAUCGACUCCUACUGGAAUGCGGAGGCGGCCGUGGAGCACGACAGCAAAGGCACUACGACAGUGCAGGUGGAGGCGAUGAUGCGGGCGGAGGUCGGGGCCGACGGCGCGGUCCUCGCACGCUCGCCAACACGCGGUGGUGCGGCAGCGACGGCAACGACGUCGCCACGGCCGCAGCAAGUGCCGGCGAAGAACAUCAAGUUCGAUCUUUUUCUUUUCACAAGCGAAAGGUGCACUCUGGCAGACGUUGGCUUUGACGCGGCACCGAGUGCGUGGCCGUGCCCAACCCAGUCCACCUCGCGAGCGCUGCUCGCCUACGCGAUGAUCGCCGAGGACGUGGUGGGCGGUGCGGCCGGCGAUGUCGACGACGACGACGUGAGCGACGACCUGGUGGCCAGCUCCGCCUCGGAGGACGACCUCGGCAGCGGCGCCAACGGUGGUCGCGAGGCCGACUUGCUCAAAACGCUGGAGGCGCAGGAGGAGAAGAAUCGACAGCUCGAGGAGCAGCUGGCCGCGCAGACGCAGGAGCUGGAGGAGCUGCGACGGACCAAAGUGGCCCCCGCAAAGCCACUCACUGCUGGCGCGGCGGCGACGGCUGCCAGCCGGAAUGCGAAGAAGGGAAAAGCGACAGGUUCGCGGACAUCGCUGGACAGCUACACGGCCUUCUCCGAAGGUGGCACCGCGCAGAAAAAUACCAAUAACAGCGGCGGUGGGGCGGAGGGGCAGGGCGGCGCGAGUGCUCUUCUGCCCCCCGUGAGGGGCAACUCCCAGCGACCCGCGUCGACCGAGCGGCGAAGGAAUUCUGCACGUCCACCGGUGGCGGUGACCGACAAGAAAGCGAUCACUGCCGCCACCGCCGCGAGCCCCACCUCCAACAGCGGAUGGAAGCGUGCGGCCUCGCCGGGUGGUCGGCGCUCCUCCUCCAGCGCCGCUAAGUCCCCAACGAAGAGGGUGAGUGGCGCCUCUCCGACGACGAAAGCCCCGUCUGCACAGACAAGGGAGUCGAUCGAGUACACGCUGUCGAAGCUGAACGCCAUGAGCAAGCGUGUGGCCGCCUCGAAGGGCGAGGGGGGCUGGAAGGACACGCAGAAGGACAUCGAGGAAAUCCAGCAGAGACUGUUCAAGGCGCUGGAAUCGCUGCCGUAG